Messenger RNA from Dendrobium catenatum, 947 nucleotides. RefSeq lists its product as uncharacterized. The coding region runs from base 138 to 833 and encodes 231 amino acids. The record is from RefSeq and is a predicted model, not a curated record. NCBI's taxonomy places the organism in Eukaryota, Viridiplantae, Streptophyta, Magnoliopsida, Asparagales, Orchidaceae. The transcript has a single exon.
UAUGGCCAAUCUAAUCAACUGGCCUUCUCCUUCUUAUCCCUUCAACUGACCAAAUCUCUCCCUCCACCAUCUCUUCCUCCCCCAUUCUUUCUCGCCGUUCUUAUUAAAUUCAUCAAUAGUAUAGACCUGUUCUAUUAAUGGCGAGGGCAGGAAGAUCAAAAGCGGCAAGCAAGAUGAGCUACUUUGCAAAGGCGGGCACUUUCUCGGUCUCCAACCCUCCCCACAGUCCCGGCAGGCGGUCAGAUCGGGGAUUCUCCGGCCCGAUCGUCUCAAUUUUCCCCAAAGAUGAGCAGCACAAGAAGAGGAGCAAUAGUGGAGGCGGAGCUGAGCCCACGUCUCCAAAGAUCUCUUGCAUGGGUCAAAUCAAGGACAAGACGAAGAAGAAGAAGAAGAAUAAGAAGAAGAAGGAGAAGAGGGAGGAAAAGCAAACCAAGAAGCCUAGCAGGAGGCUAUGCAGCUCCUGUUUUAAAGGUCUGUUUCGCCGGAGGGUGAGGCCCGGCGGGGUGCCGCAUGAAAAGGAGGUGGAGGAGAAGAUGGAGAUGAAAAGGGUGACGAACGUAGCGUCCGCGGCGUCAGCUCCACGGUUGGGUCAGUUGCGGCGGUAUCAGAGUGGGCGCGAGACGCUUGCCGGUUUUGAUUGGAGAAAGACGAUGGGACAGAACUAUGGAGACGAAGGGGAGGAGGAGGACGAGGACGACGAUGUGUUUAUUCCUCACUCUGCUCCAAUCCUGGUGGGCGGCGGCGCGGUGGCUCUGGAGCCGAAGAAGGAGGUGAAUUUAUGGAGGAGGAGGGACAUGCCUCCUCCACUCCCCCUACAAAUUCAUAAAAAUUGAUUUUUUUUCUUAAUUGAAGAAGAGAGUACCAUGUAAUCCGUGCGUCAAACUCUUAAACUCAUUGGUUCAUGUAACUGUAAUUUUCUUGGUUCAAUGAAUUUUUGUUUCCCUGAA